Molecule: messenger RNA, 1245 nt
Organism: Vicia faba (fava bean)
Lineage: Eukaryota; Viridiplantae; Streptophyta; Magnoliopsida; Fabales; Fabaceae
Source: the annotation of a GenBank genome assembly
AUGGAAUCUCGCAAAUUGGCUGCGUUACUUUCCUCCCUAAUUUCCCAACUCCUCCUCGUCAUUCUCCUCAUUUUCCCUCCCAAUUCCCUCCACCUCAAUUCCACUCCCAAUUCCAAUUCCAAUUCCAAUUCCAAUUCCACCACUUUCUCUCUCAUCCACCACUUCCUCUUCUCCCAACAAACCGCCGUCACCACCACCCUCCUCUCCCGCAAGCGCAAACGCCCUAAAAACCACCACAACCACCGCCCCACCCCUAACCCUGAUUGGUUCCCCAUCUCCUUCCUCAUGUCCUCCUCCACAUUCGAAUGGCUCACCGGUUUACUCGAACCGCUCCUCGAAUGCCGUGACCCUGCUUAUCUCUUCCCUCUCAACCUCUCCGCCGGCCUCCGUCUCGGUAUCGGUCUCUCCCGUCUCGCCAACGGCUCCGAUUACUCCCAAAUUUCAUCUCAAUUCAACGUCCCAGUCUCCGUAGCUAAAUUCUGCGUUAAACAACUCUGUAGAGUCCUCUGUACCAAUUUCCGAUUCUGGCUUUCUUUCCCAAACGCAAACGACCUUCGCUCCGUCUCCCACAAUUUCCAAUCUCUCUCCGGUUUGCCUAAUUGCUCCGGCGUCAUUUUCUGCUCUCGCUUCCAAAUCUCCCCAUCAUCAGUGUCCCAACCGCAACAGCAACAGCAACAUUCCUCAAUUGCAGCUCAAAUAGUUGUUGAUUCCACGUGUCGAAUUCUCAGCAUUGCCGCUGGUUUUUUUGGUCACAAGACGGACUAUGUCAUUCUCAAAGCUUCGAGUUUGUUUAAUGACAUAGACGACCGAAUGCUUUUGAAUGAUUCACCGCUCGACGGUGUUAAUCAGUAUUUCAUUGGUGAUUCCGCAUAUCCUCUACUUCCUUGGCUCAUGGUACCUUUUGCUGAUAAUGAGAAUGCAACUGUUUCUGGUUCUGUUGAAGAGAGUUUCAAUGCUGCUCAUGAACUGAUGCAGAUUCCGGCUUUCAGAACGGAUGCUAGUUUGAGGAAAUGGGGUGUUCUGAGUCGACCGAUUCGCGAGGAGAUAAAAAUGGCUGUAGCUUAUAUCGGUGCUUGUUCGAUUCUUCAUAAUAGUUUGUUGAUGAGGGAGGAUUUCUCUGCUUUGGUUUGUGAUUUUGAACAAAAAAAUGGAGAACCUUGUGUAUUGGAGGAUCAUCGUGUAACGGAGGAGGCUUUGGCGAUGAGGAUGACAUUGGCUGCCAUGGCAAAGAAAAUUAGUAGUUAG